AUGUCUGAAGUUUUAGUUUUAAGAGGUACUUUAGAAGGUCACAACGGUUGGGUUACUUCCUUAGCCACUUCUGCUGGUCAACCAAACUUAUUGUUGUCCGCUUCCCGUGAUAAGACUUUGAUCUCCUGGAAAUUAACUGGUGAUGACCAACAAUACGGUGUCCCAGUCAGAUCUUUCAAAGGUCACUCUCACAUUGUCCAAGACUGUGCUUUAACCGCCGAUGGUGCCUACGCUUUAUCUGCUUCUUGGGAUAAGACUAUCAGAUUAUGGGAUGUUUCCACUGGUGAAACUUUCCAAAGAUUCGUUGGUCACAAGGGUGACGUUAUGUCCGUUGCCAUUGACAGAAAGGCUUCCAUGAUUAUCUCUGGUUCUCGUGAUAAGACCAUCAAGGUCUGGUCCAUCAAGGGUGAAUGUUUAGCCACUAUGUUGGGUCACAACGACUGGGUUUCCCAAGUCAGAGUUGCUCCAAAUGACAAGCCAGAAGAUGACACCGUUACUGUCAUCUCUGCUGGUUCCGACAAGGUCGUUAAGUCCUGGAACGUCAACCAAUUCCAAAUUGAUGCUGACUUCAUUGGUCACAACAACUACAUUAACGCCAUUGUUGCUUCUCCAGAUGGUUCUUUGAUUGCUUCCGCUGGUAAGGAUGGUGAAAUUAUGAUGUGGGAUUUGGCUCAAAAGAGAGCUUUAUACACUUUAUCUGCUCACGAUGAAGUUUUCGCUUUAGCUUUCUCUCCAAACAGAUACUGGUUAGCUGCUGCUACCUCUUCUGGUAUCAAGAUCUUCUCUUUGGAACCACAAGGUAUCAUUGACAACUUGAACCCAGAAUUCGCUGGUUACACCAAGGCUGCUGAACCACACCCAUUAUCUUUGGCUUGGUCUGCUGACGGUCAAACUUUGUUUGCCGGCUACACUGACAACGUCAUCAGAGUCUGGCAAGUCAUGUCCGCUAACUAA
Molecule: messenger RNA, 954 nt
Organism: Henningerozyma blattae CBS 6284
Lineage: Eukaryota; Fungi; Ascomycota; Saccharomycetes; Saccharomycetales; Saccharomycetaceae
Gene: ASC1
Product: 40S ribosomal protein RACK1
Exons: 2
Coding region: 1-954 (317 amino acids)
Biological process (GO): positive regulation of protein phosphorylation; rescue of stalled cytosolic ribosome
Cellular component (GO): nucleus; cytosol
Molecular function (GO): ribosome binding; translation regulator activity; protein kinase C binding
Source: RefSeq, a predicted model, not a curated record